AUGUCCGUAGAAGCGAAGAAUAAACAGAAGAAGAAGCCGCUAACCUUCGAAGAGGGGAGCAGCUCCAAGCCUUUUCGCCCGGAUUUUGGACCCAGGUUAUAUCUGUUAAGAAAUGGGAGUGGUUUACAUGAAGAAUUCAAGUAUCGGAAACACACCGGAUAUG
Loa loa (African eye worm) is the source of this 163-nucleotide messenger RNA. RefSeq lists its product as hypothetical. Lineage: Eukaryota; Metazoa; Nematoda; Chromadorea; Rhabditida; Onchocercidae. The annotation marks the transcript as partial. The record is from RefSeq and is a predicted model, not a curated record. The transcript has a single exon.